AUGACCGCAUCAACUCAAUCGCAAUCGCAAUCGCAGUCGCCCUCCCAAAUCGAACUAACCGCCGCCUCAACCCUGCACCUCCUGGAAGCCCGCCUCCACCGCCUCACAUACCUGCUCACCGGCGACACAGCAUGGACAGGCACGCCCAUGCCCCCGGCAAAACCAGCCUCGCAUAAUGAAACAGUCUCGAGAAAACUGCAGCAUCUUGAGGGCGAGUUGGAAAACCUUAGUGGUCGUUCGGCGGCUGUGAGGGAUGUUUUGGGGCUUUACGACCGAUUCCCAGACCUCUUCUCACCAUCCUCAUCAACACAACCUCCCUCAGACCCAUUCGACACAUCUUCCCUCCAAGACCCCGAAUCGACAUCAACUACAUCCCCAGCAGCACCCGAAAGCCAAAACCAAAGCCAAAACCAACUCCCCGACCUCCCCCUCUCAACCCUCCAAAGCAUAAUCCUGUCCUACGCCUCCACAAUCCCCGAAACUGCCUCGCGCCUGACGUCCCUAAACGACACGCCCGUUCCGGACCCUACGCUCUCCGCCGGCCUGGUCGAGCUGAUGCCGCGCAUGGAGAAACUCUCGGGGGUGCAGGACGGGCAGGCGCGCGAGAUUGCGGAACUCAGGGUUAGGACGGCGAAGGUGUUGCAGAGGGUUUAUGAGGUGGCUUUGCUUGGUGGGGGGGAGGUUUGGGGGGAGUGGGAGGGGAGGAUUGAGAAUGUGGAGAGGGGGGUUAGGAGGGGGGAGGUUGCGAUUGGGAGGGAGGGUAUUUAA
Molecule: messenger RNA, 768 nt
Organism: Aspergillus puulaauensis
Lineage: Eukaryota; Fungi; Ascomycota; Eurotiomycetes; Eurotiales; Aspergillaceae
Product: putative nuclear distribution protein RO10
Exons: 2
Coding region: 1-768 (255 amino acids)
Source: RefSeq, a predicted model, not a curated record